Molecule: messenger RNA, 1088 nt
Organism: Elaeis guineensis (African oil palm)
Lineage: Eukaryota; Viridiplantae; Streptophyta; Magnoliopsida; Arecales; Arecaceae
Product: BOI-related E3 ubiquitin-protein ligase 1
Molecular function (GO): ubiquitin-protein transferase activity
Source: RefSeq, a predicted model, not a curated record
CCACCUUCUAUUCCGCCUAUUGUAACUCCACCUCUCCUCCACUUUGUUUCCAUCUCCUCUUCUUCUCUGUGCUGAUAUUUCCUCGUCUCUUUCUUUGUCCCUGUUCUACGACGGAGGUGUGGAGUGGAUGGAAGGUGGCUUGUUGCCUUCUGAUCUCUAUCAGCUUUACCAGCAGCAACAGCAGCAGAUGAUGAUGAGCUGGUUUUCUUCUCCUCCACCGCCGACGGCGGUUACUCCGCCUUCCUAUUCACCUGCUAAUCUCCCUCACUCCAUGGAUCAAUCCUUGACUAACCUGUUGGAGAAACAGAGGAACGAGACGGAUCAGUACCUUCGCCUCCAGAGCAACCAGUUCAGAGCCACGCUUUACCAGCAGAGGAAGCAGCACAUGGCCUCGCUACUCCUGAGGCUGGAGUCGAAGGCUUCCCUCCUUCUGGGCCAGAAAGAAAGCGAAUUGAUGAAUGCCCGGAAGCGUAUAAUGGAAGUGGAGGCACGUCUCAGGAGAGUAGAGGAGGAGAGAGAGACGUGGCAGAGGAUCGCCAGGGAGAACGAGGCUAUGGCCGUGUCUCUGAACCGUAGUCUAGAGAAAGUCCGCGAGCCCUGCCUCUCCUCCACCGGCGCCUCCUCGCCGGAUGCGGACACCUCCGCGUCGUGCUCCGGCCACCCAUUAGCGCUGAAGGAACCGAGGGAGGGGAUGAGGAUGGGUCUGUGCAAGUCCUGCGGGUCUCGUUAUUCGCGAGUGCUGCUGCUCCCCUGCAGGCACCUGUGCGCGUGCGAGCUCUGCGACGCCGUCCUCGACUCCUGCCCCUUCUGUGGAUCCGUAAAGGAAGGCAGCAUUGAGGUCUUCUUGGUCUGAGCGAAAAAAGAAAACUAGAGGAAACUUGAACGCAUACAUAAAAAGAGUCAUUUGAAUAGAGAGGGACUGUGUGGAUUAAACGAUGACAAAAUUUUGGUGACAUCAAUGGUUUCUUCUGGGACUCUUUUCAUAAAUCAAGAGUGAAGAAAAGGCUGGUCAAUGGAUCUGUGCUUCUUUUUAUGUUAAUUUUGGAUGUUUUUUUUUUUAAUGUAAAAGGGAAAAAAAAAAAAAAAAA